AUGUACACCUCGAAGCUUUCCCUGUGGGCGCUGGCCGGAUCCCUUGCCGCCGUUGCAGGCAAGGGUCCAUUCCUGGAGUCCUUGAACGACGGCACUUGGGUUAUUGGUAACGAUUUCUGGAAUGUUACACAAGGUCCGGUCUACGCGACAAAGCUCUUCUGGCAGGGUGUCCCUGGCGCAGAUCUUGUCGGUUCCGCCGUAGGCCACUACACUGGUUAUGGGCAGUCGACAGACGGGGAAUCCAACCUCCGUUACACCAACGCGACGAUUGCUGCACGUGGUACACACUUCAUCGACGUCAGCUUCACUGCGCCCGCUGGAGAUCUUCACUGGGUCAUCUUUGACGACCUCUCCGGCGCGUACCAGUAUUUUGUCAACCGUGCCCUGCCGAACAUCAGCAUUUUGCGAACACUCUGGCGGCUGGCGCCGGAGUACUUCACCCAUGGCCGCACUCAUCUCAAGGAUGAGCCCUUGCCGAUUUCGAUCCUGUAUGCAAAGUCGACCAUGUUCCAGGAUGAGACUUGCAGCUUGCAGCCGGUCAUCAUCCACCAGUACGACUGGUCCACGCCGUCAAGAGACCGCGACUCUUAUGGUGUCUACGGAUCUCGUGAUACGUCGCAUUUCCGUGUCGGUCAAAAGACAACUCAGCCCGUGGGUAAGGUCUGGGGUCCCUGGCUUUGGUACCUGAACAACGGAAGCAUCCCAGAUGUCCAGAAGAAGCGUGCCAAGGAGCUGAAGCACUUCCCCUACAAAUGGCUUGACGAUGCCGCCUACCACCAGAGGGGCGGCAUCGAGGGUACUCUGCUACUGUCCGACGGCCGCCCCGCAUCGAAGGCUGCCGUCUUCCUCGGUGACAGUGACACGUCAAUCCGUCCCUCGAUCCAAGGGACCAACUACUACUACACGACUUACACCAACGAUAAGGGACGCUUCUCCUUUGAUGACGUACGCACUGGCUCCUAUGGCCUUAUUGCGUACUCGAAUGGUAACAGACUGGCCGACGUGUACACCAACUUUACAAAGUCUGGCAUUACCGUAACUAAGGACAAGACCCUCAUCCUCGGUCGCCUGAAAUGGAACGUGGCGGAUCGCGCGAAGCGAAUCUUCCAAGUCGGCGAAUUUGAUAAGAAGGCCCUUGGCUUCAAAAACGGGGGCCUGCCUUACCAGCACGGCGUCACUGAGGACAGUCCUGCCAACCUUACAUUCAUCGUUGGCAAGUCAAAGACUUCGGACUGGUACUAUGCUUCAUCGGCCAUUGGAAAGUGGACCAUCGAGUUUGAAGUCUCGGCUGCGGAUAUCGCGACCAACAAGACAGCGAUACUGAGUGUGUCUCUGGCUGGUUGCUCUCAGAGCGGAGCGCUCAACGUCGAUGUGAAUGGCCAGGACUACGGUACCUUGAGCAAGGACAACCUCACUAGCGAUCCGGCGCUUUACCGUUCUGGAAAGACAUCUGGAGAGUGGCGGUUCAUUCAGUACAGAGUUGAACCGGGUGUUCUGGUCGAAGGUGUGAACAAGGUGGGCUUCAGUGUGACGCGUUACACUAAGUGGAGGGGAUUCCUUUGGGACAGCAUCAUUCUUGAAUGGGAGUAG
Verticillium alfalfae VaMs.102 is the source of this 1590-nucleotide messenger RNA. Its product is annotated as rhamnogalacturonate lyase. NCBI's taxonomy places the organism in Eukaryota, Fungi, Ascomycota, Sordariomycetes, Glomerellales, Plectosphaerellaceae. The transcript is spliced from 4 exons. Bases 1 to 1590 code for a protein of 529 amino acids. The record is from RefSeq and is a predicted model, not a curated record. Gene Ontology annotation, molecular function: carbohydrate binding.